Dendronephthya gigantea is the source of this 897-nucleotide messenger RNA. RefSeq lists its product as uncharacterized. Bases 1 to 879 code for a protein of 292 amino acids. Gene Ontology annotation, cellular component: cell-cell junction. NCBI's taxonomy places the organism in Eukaryota, Metazoa, Cnidaria, Anthozoa, Malacalcyonacea, Nephtheidae. The transcript is spliced from 5 exons. The record is from RefSeq and is a predicted model, not a curated record. Gene Ontology annotation, biological process: cell-cell adhesion. Gene Ontology annotation, molecular function: cell adhesion molecule binding.
AUGGCAACAAAUAGAAUUGACAAGCUCAGCAGUUUUUAUAAUUAUGGAACAUUUGUAUGUUUAGGUUUUCAAGCAGGGCAACACGGUCCAACGAUACUAGAUACUAGUUCCCCACCUGUUGUCUAUACUGAGCGUGGGAAAUCAAUUCGCAUUAAGUGUGACUACCACGCUGAGCCAGAACCCAAAGUUAACUGGAUAAAGAAUGGUGUUGAAAUUCGUCAUAACUGUGAUACGUGUAUCGCGAAAGUGAAAGUACAAGCAGAAACAAGCAUCUUAGAAAUCACACCCUACUUAAAAGAGGAUUUUGGAGAUUAUGAAUGCCGCGUUCGUAACAUAUAUGGUUCUUCUAAGAUGAAAGUAUCUUUGAAAGAGACUGAACUGCGACAAACUAGAUGCGAGAAAGAGAGAUUGCUGUCGGCAGAUCCACGAAAAAAGCGUGCAUUUCGCCCAACUUGCGACGAAGAUGGAUCGUAUCAUGACGUACAAUGUUCAAUAGAACAUGACUUAUGUUGGUGUGUCAACAAAUAUGGCAAGAAAACUCUAGAUGUGAUUGAUGGCUCUAAUGGCUUACGCUGUUUUGCACCAAAAGAUUUAUCUGUGGUGGCUAUCGUUGUUUUAACUCAGGGUAUUUUGGUGACAAUAGUACUUAUUGAUCAGAUUAUAAAUGCAUUUGGCUAUAAAAAUUACAGUGUCUACGGGGCUCUCAUGAAAUAUUACGGGCAGCGUGUGUUGGUACCCAAGAAAAGAUGUAAAGUUCUUAAAAAAGAGAUGCAAGAAAACAAUAUGAAAUGGAGACCAUUGCCUGCUGUACCUGGAAAUGUUCAGAAAAAAAAGAAAAGAAAAAUGCCACAUAAAGAUAAAGUCCUAAAUAUAAAUUAAAUACAAGUAGAAACAUGA